Rhinocladiella mackenziei CBS 650.93 is the source of this 411-nucleotide messenger RNA. RefSeq lists its product as uncharacterized. The record is from RefSeq and is a predicted model, not a curated record. Lineage: Eukaryota; Fungi; Ascomycota; Eurotiomycetes; Chaetothyriales; Herpotrichiellaceae. The coding region runs from base 1 to 411 and encodes 136 amino acids. Gene Ontology annotation, molecular function: FAD binding. The transcript has 3 exons.
AUGGCAGCCUAUACCUCGGAUCGCCUUGAGGUGCGACACAUAUCAUUCCUCCAACGGGCGGUUUUAGGAGGAAUCACCAGUAUUGCGGAUGCGCACAAUCUCACUUGGAAACUGGCCUACGUACUGAAGGGGAAGGCAGACCACUUGUUCUUGCGAUUACACGAGACCGGGCGAGAACCAAUUGACGAGUUCACUGCCCUUCAAGCAUGCAGCAGAUUCCAAAUUCGUGUGGUCCUACAGCCAUCACCUGCCCCUGAAGUGCAAGAAAUUGCAGUUGAGCUUGGCUACCGAUAUCUUUUUGGAGCAUUUCUUUCCGAAGACAACUAUGAACCGCCUCAGAGAGCUUCAGGAUUACCUCGAUCAACCCAGCAUGGUGGCUGGCUCUCGAUUCCCACAAGUCUUUUUCGUUGA